This is a messenger RNA of Sparassis crispa, 693 nucleotides long. RefSeq names its product Polyubiquitin. The transcript is spliced from 2 exons. Gene Ontology annotation, molecular function: ubiquitin protein ligase binding; protein tag activity. The coding region runs from base 1 to 693 and encodes 230 amino acids. NCBI's taxonomy places the organism in Eukaryota, Fungi, Basidiomycota, Agaricomycetes, Polyporales, Sparassidaceae. Gene Ontology annotation, cellular component: cytoplasm; nucleus. Gene Ontology annotation, biological process: modification-dependent protein catabolic process; protein ubiquitination. The record is from RefSeq and is a predicted model, not a curated record.
AUGGGCGUACGUUGUCAGACUACAACAUUCAGAAGGAAUCUACACUUCACCUUGACCUUAACCGGCAAAACUAUCACUCUUGAGGUCGAGUCUUCCGACACCAUCGACAAUGUGAAGGCGAAGAUACAGGACAAGGAGGGUAUCCCUCCAGACCAGCAGCAUCUCAUCUUUGCCGGUAAGCAGCUGGAGGAUGGGCGCACUCUUUCUGAUUAUAACAUCCAGAAGGAGUCCACUCUUUGCCUCGUCCUUCGUCUCCAUGGUGGCAUGCAGAUAUUCGUGAAGACGCUUACCGGCAAGACUAUCACUCUUGAGGUUGAGUCCUCCGACACCAUCGACAAUGUGAAGGCGAAGAUCCAGGACAAGGAGGGUAUCCCUCCAGACCAGCAGCGUCUCAUUUUCGUGGGCAAGCAGUUGGAGGAUGGGUGCACUCUUUCCAAUUAUAAUAUUCAGAAGGAGUCAAUCCUCCACCUUGUCCUCCGUCUGCGCGGUGGUAUGCAGAUCUUCAUGAAGAUGCUUACCGGCAAGACAAUCAUGCUAGAGGUUGAACUGUCAGACACGAUCAUUAUCGACAUCAAGGCCGAGACUCAGGAUGAGGAGGUACUAGGUACUACACUGGACAAGAUCUUGGCUUGGGACACUCACAACUUUGGAGGUAGCUCGACAGAUUUCUGGCACAUGGUCAGUGUGUUCUGA